ACGAUAGGAACUCCCAAACGACGAAGGAAACACCCGAUCACUUGCAGUUUUGUUCAAAACAUUAGCGUUUUAUGUUCGUGUACGCGAUCUACGUUGAAGGGAUAGUGCCAAGAGACGCCUCGAUAACCGAGAAACUCUAGCGUUUCGAAAAUUAUCGUUAACAGAGAAACAUGGCUACGGCAAACGCUAUCGGCAGUGUACCUCCGGGACAAUCGGAAAAUGGGUCAGACACAGACGAACUUCAAGUUCAGCAAGAUCGGGAUGCUAGCAAAUCAGAGAAUUCGACCAACAUGAUCCGGAUCAACCCGGUGGUGACGAUAGAGGGCGCCACCGAGGCUGGCGGCGCCGCGGACAAGCGCAGCCCACGCACGUCGCUCUCCCAGGGGGCGCCGCUGAAGCCCGCGACGCUGCGCAGCCAAGCGAGCAUGCGCGGCGAGCGGGAGAAGAAGAAGAUUGGCCAUCGGCGCGUCGACGCCACGGGUCAGGUCUCCUACAAGAAGGUUGCGACGUCGCAGCUGAUGGAGUCGAUCCAGCUCGGCAUCCGACACAUGGUCGGCGGUCUGUCGUCGAAGCCGGAGCGUGACCUGCUCAUGCAGGACUUCCAGGUCGUAGAGACCGUCAUCUUUCCAAG
Molecule: messenger RNA, 631 nt
Organism: Priapulus caudatus
Lineage: Eukaryota; Metazoa; Priapulida; Priapulimorpha; Priapulimorphida; Priapulidae
Product: phosphatidylinositol 4-phosphate 5-kinase type-1 alpha-like
Exons: 3
Source: RefSeq, a predicted model, not a curated record